This is a messenger RNA of Hibiscus syriacus, 2334 nucleotides long. RefSeq names its product dystrophia myotonica WD repeat-containing protein-like. The record is from RefSeq and is a predicted model, not a curated record. Gene Ontology annotation, molecular function: protein binding. The coding region runs from base 339 to 1991 and encodes 550 amino acids. The transcript is spliced from 11 exons. NCBI's taxonomy places the organism in Eukaryota, Viridiplantae, Streptophyta, Magnoliopsida, Malvales, Malvaceae.
UUGGAGCUGAAAAUCUCAUCUGAAUUAAAAAAGAAAGCUUGAAUUUUUUGUUCCCCAAUUUCUUCAUCAAUCAAUCCCUCAGUUUAUAACUACAAAGCCACACAAAUUCACUCUCUUGAAUCCUCCACCUUCGCCUCCGUUGACUUCCCUUAAACUCUCCGAAAAGUCUUAACAUCUUCUCCUUCUUUGAUCCUCAUUAGCCCAAGGACAGUUUUUUUUAAUUAUUGUUUUUUUCUUUGGAUUCAAGGAAGGAGAAAGAGUCGAAAUCGAGAGUAAGAAGUGGAACAAAACCCGGGGUGGGAUGAUCAGAUGUUAUCCGGUGUAAGAUAAGCAACGCCAUGAUCAACACCGCCAACGGUACUAUUUCCACGCCAUCUUCAUCGGCGAACGCUCAAUCGCCCGGUUUGAAGACUUAUUUUAAGACCCCGGAAGGUCGGUAUAAGCUUCAUUAUGAAAAGACUCACCCUUCCGGUCUCCUACACCAUGCUCAUGGCAAAACUGUUACUCAGGUUACCCUAGCGCAUUUGAAGGAGAAGCCAGCUCCGUCAACUCCGACAUCUUCAUCGUCCGGCUACAGUGCUAGCAGUGGGGUCAGAUCAGCAGCAGCAAGGUGGCUAGGUGCUGGUAAUGGGAGCCGUACACCUGGAUUUGCUGGAGGGAAUGGUGGGAGUAAAAGUAUUAGCAGCACUAGUAGGAUUGGGUCAUUGGGUUCUUUGAGUUCAAGUAAUUCAAUGACUAAUAUGAAUUUUGAUGGGAAGGGAACUUAUUUAAUCUUUAAUGUUGGUGAUGCUAUCUUUAUUAGUGAUUUGAAUUCUCAGGAUAAGGAUCCAAUAAAGUCUAUCAGUUUCAGCAAUUCAAACCCUAUCUGCCACGCGUUCGAUCAGGAAGCCAAAGAUGGCCAUGAUUUGAUUAUUGGGUUGAAUUCUGGUGAUGUUUACUCUGUGUCACUGAGACAGCAGUUACAGGAUGUUGGAAAGAAGCUUGUUGGGGUGCAGCAUUACAACAAAGAUGGUUGUAUCAAUAACAGCAGUCGCUGUACUAGUAUUGAAUGGGUUCCCGGAGGUGAUGGUGCUUUUCUGGUAGCUCAUGCUGAUGGAAACAUAUACGUGUAUGAAAAGAACAAGGAAGUUGCUGCCGAUUCUUCAUUCCCUGUUAUAAAAGACCAAACUCAAUUUUCUGUUGCGCAUGCACGUUACAGUAAGGUACUGAGCAACCCAAUCGCGAGAUGGCAUGCUUGUCAAGGUUCAAUUAAUAGCAUUGCUUUCUCCCAUGAUGGGGCCUUCUUAGCAACUGUUGGAAGAGAUGGUUAUCUGCGGGUUUUUGACUAUUCAAAAGAACAACUCAUAUGUGGUGGAGAAAGUUAUUAUGGUGCUCUAUUGUGUUGCGCUUGGAGUAUGGAUGGGAAAUAUAUUUUGACUGGAGGUGAAGAUGACUUGGUUCAAGUUUGGAGUAUGGAAGAUCGCAAGGUUGUGGCUUGGGGUGAGGGGCACAACUCAUGGGUUAGUGGAGUGGCUUUUGAUUCUUAUUUGUCAUCCCCUAAUUCUGAUGGCACGGGGGAGACGGUGAUGUACCGGUUUGGCUCUGUUGGUCAGGACACACAGUUAUUAAUGUGGGACCUGGAAAUGGAUGAAAUUGUAGUGCCAUUGCGUCGAUGCCCUCCUGGUGGAUCUCCCACUUACAGCACUGGGAGCCAAUCAUCCCACUGGGACAAUGUUUCCCCAUUAGGUACCCUGCAACCUGCCCCAAGCAUUCGAGAUGUUCCAAAAGUUUCACCUCUGGUUGCACAUCGGGUCCACACCGAACCACUCUCGGGCUUGAUUUUUACCCAGGAAUCUGUACUUACUGUUUGUCGAGAGGGACACAUAAAGAUCUGGAUGAGACCCGGAGUAGCAGAAAGCAACUCAAGCAACACCGAAACCGUGUUAAGUAACUGUUUCAAGGAUAAGCCAUUAGCAUCCAACAAGAUUGGCAGUUCUAGCUACAAACAAUGACCAAACAAUCAUCAAAAGAGGCAAGACAAAACAAAGCUCUAUUUUUUUGUUUUCCUUUUUUUUUCACUGUAAUGUUUCUCUAUGCUGGAGUUGCAUUCCUAUUUGCUAGUGUGGCCGUUCAUCUCUUUAUCGAGUUGGGUUUUCUCAAAGUACAACAAUUGUUUGAUCGAAACCGAAUUGGAAUGAGAUAAACAAUCUGAAUCCAUUGUAUAUUGAAAGAACAAAAAUGCCAUUUGACAGCACGAAGAGGUCCGGAGGAAAUUAGGAACCUCCAUUGUAAGUACAAAAGACUAUUUCCAGAAUAUAUAUGAACACUGACAGGAAUAAACUGAAAUUGCUCCUU